CUCAGUGCUGCAGCUGGACGGCGGAGCCGCUCCUGUUGUGCGGGGCAUGACGAGAUGCUGCUUGUGACAGCGGUGUCGGAGUGAUAAUGAACGCCUUCAGUAAGUGCUGGGAUGGAUGAGGAAGGUCCGCUGACGGCGCAGGGUGGAAUAACAGUGUGCUGUUGCGCCUCCUGGCUCCGCGAUGGUGUCACCUCUGUGCGCUUUUCCCUCCGCUGUCCGGACAGGGGACACUGGCAGAGAAGUGACACACCGGCGUCGGAAUCUGCGCAAUUAUCAGUCUCAGAAUAGACCGGCGAGGGAGUAAGAGGUGCUGCCAUGGAGAGACCGAGCAGAGUCAGGGAGGAAAUGCCGACAUCGAAGGAGGAGAAGCGCAAAGACAAGAAGCCGAAACCGGGGAAGCUUUUCCGAAAGAAACCGCUGAGGUCUGUGGGGAGCUUCAUGAACAGAAUCAUCAAAACUUUGGGCACUUUCACCCACUUUGGAGACACGGACGCGCAGGACGCCGAGGACGACGACGGGGGGUUUCGGAAUGGCGCACCUUGCACCCUCAGCGCCAGCUCAGGAAUUAUCAAAGAGGAUGUGCAGGUGACUUGGGAUCGAGUGGCGAAAAACCCUUCGAGCACGUCUUCUUCUCUGUGCACCGGCAGAGAAAAGCUACUUUACCAAUACGGAGACAAAACCCCAGGUGUCCUGGGGCUGAAAAAUCACGGGAACACCUGUUUCAUGAACGCCGUGGUCCAGUGUUUGAGCAACACCGACCUGCUGGCAGAGUACCUGGGACUGGAGCGAUACAAGCUGGACCUGUGUCAAACCAGAAUAAACGGGGUGGUGAAAAGUGACGAGACGAGGCUGGCCAAGGGAGAAGUCACGGAGCAGCUGGCAUCACUUGUCAGGGCUCUGUGGACUCUGGAGUACACACCACAGCUGUCUGUGGACUUCAAGACUAUAGUGUCCAAGUAUGGAUCACAGUUUCGUGGUAAUUCCCAACACGACGCCCUGGAGUUCCUCCUGUGGCUGCUGGACCGCGUCCACGAAGACGUCAAUCUACCUUCCCACAAUAACAACAACAAGACCAAAGCCACUGGAAAGGGCCCCGGUGGAGCCGAAGAGGCGCUGUCUCCUGACCCGUCCCAGUCCCAGCAGCCCCGAAUCCAGCACAGCUUUGUCCAGGAACAUUUCCAGGCUCAGUACAAAUCUUCACUGACGUGCCCCCACUGUCUGAAACAGAGCAACACCUUUGACCCUUUCCUCUGCAUCUCACUCCCCAUUCCUCUUCGCCAGACCAGGCCGCUGUGUGUGACUCUGGUGUUCAGCACCAAAGGACAGAGGUACCUGCGCACCGGGCUGGCGGUGCCUCUCUUUGGCUCUGUAGCCUGCCUGAGGAGGAUGGUGGCCGACGAGGGGAAAAUUUCUCCAGACCAGGUGAUCCUGGCAGAGGUUUACUCCACAGGGUUUCAUCGCUCCUUCUUUGAUGAGGACGAUCUAACCAGCAUUGCUGAGAACGACGUCAUCUACGCCUUCCAGGCUCCGCCCCUCUACAUCAGAGGAGGCUCUGCACGGAUCUCAGGGUACCAUCACAGCCUGCCAUCGUCUCCAUACUCCACUGGUCCUGAGGGUCAGAGGUUACCUUCAUCUGGGGCAUUGUCGUCUGAGUUCCUUAACCAGGGCGUCCCAGUCAAGAUUCUGCUGUUGGUGUGCAAUGCUGCAGGGGCCGGCCAACAGGCUGUUAGGUUUGGACCUCCAUUUCUAAUGAGGGAGGACCGGUCUAUUUCCUGGGACCAGCUGCAGCAGAGCAUACUCAGCAAACUUUAUUACCUGAUGAUCAGUGGAGCUCAGGCACAGAAUACCAGAGUGUUGUUCAACAUCCGUGUGGUGGGAGGAUCAGCAUUUUACAGCUACCUGUCACCUCAGGACGCGCGGCCACUCUUCCACCCUGCUGUCGACAGAGCUCUGAAGCUGUGCGGCUCAGGUGGACCUCCACACGUGAAGCUCAUCAUCGAGUGGGAGCACAGAAUCAAAGACUGCCUGUUUGGUAACAUUCAGGAGGAGGUGGUGAAAGAUGCAGAGAGUGUGAGAAAUCAGCAGCAGCAGCACGUCCAGCAGUACAGCUGCACCUUGGAUGAGUGCUUCCAGCUCUACACCAAAGAGGAACAGCUUGCCCCAGAUGACGCCUGGAAGUGCCCGCACUGUAAGCAGCUGCAGCAGGGCAUGGUGAAGAUGAGCCUGUGGACGCUGCCGGACAUCCUGAUCCUGCACCUGAAGCGCUUCAGGCAGGUGGGAGAGCGCAGGAACAAGCUCACCACCUUUGUGCAUUUCCCCCUGGCGGGCCUGGACAUGACACCUCACAUGGUGAACCGCAACCAUGGUGCCCACCAGCUCCCUCUGCAGCCUGGGUGGAAGCAGUCUCGACGGGCUGACCUGGCUCCUCCUGACUUCCUGUACGAUCUGUAUGCCGUGUGCAACCACCAUGGAGGAAUGCACGGCGGACAUUACACAGCCUUCUGUAGGAACUCGGUUGACGGCCAGUGGUACAGCUACGAUGACAGCAGUGCUGAGCCGGUUCCAGAAGGGGAGGUGUGCACACGUGGAGCCUACAUCCUCUUCUAUCAGAGAAGAAACACUAUCCCACCCUGGUCUGCCAGUUCCUCGGUCACUGGUUCCACCAGCUCAUCCACCUCUGACCACUGGUUGGUGAGACUGACGGGGGGCAGUAAGAGGGGCAGCGUGGUGUCAGGAGGACCCAUCCUUGGACCCCCAGGGCCCGUACAGGCCCCAGAUUCUCCCGAGCUGCCAGUGUUUGGAGACGAGCCCCCCAGAACGGCAGAAACAAAUGGGUUUGAAGCUAAGCCAUUUGUCCGCAGGACCCAAGGCAGAAGUGUCAGCAUGAGAUCACCAACCAAGCCCAAGGAGACUCUGAGCAAAGUUCUGUCGCUGCGGUGGUCCUUUGGCUCCAAGGACCGCAUCAAACACCCAUCCCAGACCCGACCUGGAGAGCUGGUUGAGUACCUGGAGUCUGGACGCCGGCCACGAUGUACCAAAGAUCCUAUCAUCACACUGGUGGCCACCCCACCUCAAAGGACUGCCCAGGGAAGAGCCUUUGACGUAGGACAGGACUGCAGCUCACCUAGUGGCAGCAGCCUUAGUUGUACAGACAGACCCAGCUCUGACACUUGUUACUCCCCCAAAAUACCAGAGGGACAGAUCCGACCUUGUGUGGAGAGAAAUAUCAUCCAGGGAGUCGGUAACAGCAGCAACAUCAAAGCCAGAGAUGAUGGUUCUCUGAGGCAGAGGUCAUCUAAGAGAUCGAGGCAGGACCAGGGCAGGACCCUGGACCUCCAUCUGCAGAGGGGAGCCAUUCUAGGGGGUCACAUAAGCCACAGUGCACCUCCGAGCAGAGACUCCACUCUGAGAAGAACCAAGGUCCAGACAGGGGUGACCUCCAGGGCACAAAAAGACUUGUUACAGAUGGCCAUUCAGCCGGAGGACAGGAGGGGGCAGAGGGGGCAGGAGGGUCGCAGCCACGACAGCCUCUUAUCUUUUUUCAAACCUGGUUUCAUGAGGAAAGACAUUCCCAGGUCACCUAUCAAGGGGCAAGAGAGGCGAAUGGACGGCCACGGACAACUGGAGAAGCUGGCAGGCAGUAAUUUAGCCAAACUGUCCUUGUCCAAUGGGACGCUGACCACAGUGGCGCUCGAGGAGAGGAAGGCCAGUGCCUGCUGUGACACCCAUAACUGCAAAGUACAACUGGUGAACGGAAAGGCUGGGAAUCACGACCCUGUGGACAUACAGCGCGCUCACAGCUCCAGCAACAUCCAGACGAAGCUGGAUUUGACAUUUCGCAGGUGUGCGUCCCUGCAGAGGAACGGCGAAGUAGUGGUCCCUCCAGCCCACCGCAUCCUGCUGUCAGACAAGCCCAGCUACGCCACUCUGCAGCGGACACGAUACAGUACCACCUCCCUGGUGCCUCUGUGACAGCCCAGAAUGACAUUUGAACACUAGGACCUCUCUUCUGAUCUCUACGCUCGGCACACAGAGAAGCUCCCGGCAGGAGGCAUCGCUGGAAACAAAGUAUUUCCUCUCUCUCCGCUUCAUAGUACUGUUAUAAGUUUUUACCUGUGUGUGUCUUAAACUAAAUCUAUGCAGAGUUGAAUUGACUGAGGAGAGAAACUGCUGUAACGUGAUUCAUGUUUUCUCCUCGUUUUGUUUUACAGAGCAGUCUGCUGUUAAUAUGUGGUUUUAUUUUGGAGUUUAUGAUCAAUAUUUGAAAGGCAGAGAGCGAUUUGGUGACGUUGCAUGUUUUUAGCCCAUUGUUCAUCGACUUUCAUAACAUCGACAUGAUAGUUGGUUAAAGUGGUCCACACUGGAACCUUUUUCAGCAUGUACAGUCUUAAGAUAAUGGGCUAAAAUAUGUAAAACAGUUCUUAAACACUGCAGAAAGUAUUAACACCUGCACUGUAAAUUGGCUGCUGUAACACCACACAUCAUUGCUUUGUCAUGUCUGGUUGUUUUUCUGUCACAUUACCAAUGCACUUUCUGUUUUUGUUUUUUGUUUUUUAAAGGUUUCUUGAUGUUGUGACAUGACCAGAGCUUACAUGCUAAGUUACAUCGCUAAGUCAGACUGCACCAAAACUGACGAAAAGCUGAAUUUUGCAUGGAUAGAAAUUAGUCUCAGUAAUGGUGAUUGGAAUUGGUCACUGUCCAAUCCACAAACAAAUACUACAACAAUUUGAAAAAAAAAAUGUGAUACAACAGUUUUACUGCAGUAUAAGAGUAUAAGACGAUCAAUCAGUUUUAAUCAAAACAUGCAUGAAAUGCAUUAUGAACUAUGACCUAAUGUUAUACUAAUGGUAUAAUGUUACAUCUGCUAGACAGAUUCUCCAUAUAGCUUUAUAUAAGUUUAUGAAUGUGACAAAAACAAUGAAUUUGAAGUUGCCAAAGUUAAAACCACAGGACAAGAAUAUUCCAUCUAAUAUUACUUAGUUACUGUGUAAUCAGAGGGUGACGAGCCACUUACACAAAAAACUCCUUUCCCAUUGUUACUUGUUUGUGGGUUGCACAGUUUAUUUGUGAACACAAUUUGUCACACACAUUUAAAAAUCUUGUUUCUAUCUGUAGGUUGUGUAACAUGCAUUUGUCACCAUUAUUGAGACAAUUUUCUCUCCAGUUUUUUUUUCUGUUUCAGGUUGAUAAGACAAUAAAUCCACAUCCUGUCGCCAGUGGAUAGUUAAAUCGUGGGACGUUUGUGGAUGUACACCAGGUGGAAUAUAUAAGGAGGAUCUCCAAACUUUAAGCUUAACUUGAUUUGUUUUAAAAAUUUAACGUGGGAUUGUGAAAGCCUCUUCCCCAAAAAAAUACUCUGUGCUUGUUGAUCGUGUUUGUUCUGUGGAAGGAUGAUGAAGGUUUGUGGCUACAUCAGAAAACAAAGCAAAACACAUCUAUGAACUAACCCAGUGGCCUGCAGAUCAGUAAAAGAGGGAUUUUGUAUCUCCACCUCUGCUCAGCUCCAGCGUGUGUGUGUGUGCGUGUGUGUGUGCGUGUGUGUGUGCAUAUGCAUGUGUGACAAUGUAAAUUUCUGUCUCUUUCACUGAUGUUGGAUGUAAAUUGUGCUGAAGUCCCAACAUUUACAGGACCAAUGCAAAAGCAAAGCUCAGUUUGUACACACACACACACACACACACACACACACACACACACACACACACACACACACACACACACACACACACACAGUUAUUCUUUCUCUGCAGCCACAGGUAUGUGAUGUGAGCUAUAGGUAAUCAUGUUUUGUCACAGUCACAUACACUGUAAUAAAGUAGCCACCACAGACAGAGUCGUCAUAUCUGGUGUAUAUUUAAUCCACAGUCAUCAGUCAUUAUCAUUGUUUCUGUAUCUGCACCACUUCUGCUUUUUCUGCUGGAGGAGGAAGAGGAACAAAACUCCAAGGGAGCAAAGUUAAUACUAAUUUACGUUCAUUUCCACUUGAUGAUUUGCGUCUAAUUUUCAAUUUCCGUUUUUUUGUUAACUUAUGCAUUGUAAAUGUGUCACUGGGGAUUAUUAGGGAGUAGAAAAGUGAGAGUCCAGAUUGGUUGUCUACACUGUAACUGUAUUCACAUUUCAUGUGUCAUUUAACAUUACUGUUUAACUACACUCUUUACCAAAAUGAAAUGAUGGUAAGUGAAGGAUGCUUCUGAGACAUUACUCGGGAAACAUGGCUAGAUUAUAUUUUAUUAUUAACUUUUUUAAAACUCUACAUUUUGUACCUGAUGUGUAAUUAUGUAAUUUAAGUACCAGAUUAAAAUUGUAUGUUUCAGGUUACUGUAUAAGGUCAGAUUAAUACAUAUGGUAAGUGGGGUUGAAUUGGACACAACACACAAGAGUCCCUGUACUGGACUGUCUAUAAUGUCUGCUUAAUGUACUGCAAGUUUUAUGAAUUGCAAAUUAA
Messenger RNA from Toxotes jaculatrix (banded archerfish), 6442 nucleotides. RefSeq names its product ubiquitin specific peptidase 43b (gene usp43b). The coding region runs from base 316 to 3972 and encodes 1218 amino acids. The transcript has 16 exons. NCBI's taxonomy places the organism in Eukaryota, Metazoa, Chordata, Actinopteri, Toxotidae. Gene Ontology annotation, biological process: protein deubiquitination. The record is from RefSeq and is a predicted model, not a curated record. Gene Ontology annotation, molecular function: cysteine-type deubiquitinase activity.